UUGGUAUGGCUAUACACAAAAUAUAGAGGACAAUAUUCAGAAAUUGGGGAAUAUAUCGAUUAUUUUUCAGAUGUUGUUUGGAAUAAUGUAAGUUAUUUUACGUGUUAACAAUCUAUAUCUCGAAUAAAUGUUCAUACUAAAAUGUGCUACUUGUUUUGGCCGUUGAGUUCGCAGAUGAAAUAAUCAUCUUAUUUUACCUAUAUCGAAAAAAAUUUUUUUCAACAACUAAAAUCCAUAUGCAAUCGUAUCGGACGUGUCUAUAUUGCCAGACGCUCAUUCGAACAUGAUGCUUCAAACGACAAUGGUAUAAAACUGUUGACAGUACGAACAACAACAAGUUAACAAUACGAGUACGAUGUUUCGAUAAUGUAUAUGUUUUGUUAAACAAUUUACCUGCAAUGGAAUAUGUAAAUAUUGUUAUACCGAAUAGACGAAGAUGGCAGGAGUUGCAACAACAACAAAAUGACGUGCAAUUUGAUUACGAUAAAAAUAUUCCUUCGAAAUUAUCAAAAUUAAAAGGUUUUGUAUUAUACGCUUUUCUUCAUGAUUAUGAUUAUUUAGAAUUGUUAUUAUCCCAGUGUUGCUCUGAUCUAGAAUACUUAUCAUUGAAUUUAUGUAUUGAUCAAUUUAUUGAUGGUGGACGUUUAGAAAAAAAGUUAUUAUCAAAACUAACUAAAUUGAAAGUAUUUCAUUUUUGUUUUCGUAUUCCAGUUGUCGAUAACACAUUGAACAUAGACGAAUAUAUCCAAACCUACAAAUCAUCUUAUUGA
This is a messenger RNA of Didymodactylos carnosus, 770 nucleotides long. The record is from the annotation of a GenBank genome assembly. NCBI's taxonomy places the organism in Eukaryota, Metazoa, Rotifera, Eurotatoria, Philodinida, Philodinidae.